Alnus glutinosa is the source of this 1753-nucleotide messenger RNA. RefSeq names its product protein DEEPER ROOTING 1-like. NCBI's taxonomy places the organism in Eukaryota, Viridiplantae, Streptophyta, Magnoliopsida, Fagales, Betulaceae. Bases 334 to 1401 code for a protein of 355 amino acids. Gene Ontology annotation, biological process: gravitropism; regulation of growth. The record is from RefSeq and is a predicted model, not a curated record. The transcript is spliced from 6 exons.
UGUAACGUAUUAAAAAUUAAAGCAAACAGUGAGAAGCACAGAAAUAUAUAACAUUAAAACUAGUGGUCGUCGAGGAAGUUUUGUACCACCAUUUUUGGCACCCCUCGUGUCACCCCAAUCACCUUUCGAUAACAGAUGUAUUGAGAUUGAUUUUUCUUGAAAAAUGUCCCAAUAACUCCGAUCCGGCCAGUACUUUAUGAUCUAAUGGAUGAGAUCGAGUGGUGACACAAGGGCUAGCUCCUAGGUACAUACAGAAGAUGCUCCAGAUUAAUCCUCGUCCAUGAUCAGCCGUAUAUUUUAUACGUGUACACAUGCAUUAUAAAUUGGAAGAGAAUGUCUUUAUGCUCGUGGGGGCUAUGGGCUUUAUAUAUAUUAGAGAAGAAAGUUUCAACACAAAGGUAUAGAGUGGUAAUUAAAAAACCGUCUCUUGGGAACUCGAACCAAUCGAAAAUAGACUCUCUCGAUCAGCUUGCCCAUCAAAUUCAGCAAAACCCCAUCUUCAAUUUUUUUAAACUCCCAAAGCUCCAUUCUCAUUGCCUUUUAAGAUUAGCCUUGAGCACCUCAGUUUUCAAAGAGCUCACUAUUCGAUCUGUUGCGAAAAUGAAGCUUUUUAGUUGGAUGCAAAAUAAGCUUAACGUCGGGAAACAAGGAAGCAAAAGAGCACAAACAGCUUCAGCCACUCAUCAUCAUGUGAAACAAGAGCCUCGUGAAGAAUUCAAUGACUGGCCUCAUGGCUUGCUAGCAAUUGGAACUUUUGGAAACAAUGAUUUGAAAGAUCAAAAUCCAAAAAGCCAAAAUACUCAAGACGAUCCAUCUUCAUCGAGAGAAAUAUUAGAUUUUACUCCAGAAGAAGUUGGAAAGCUACAAAAGGAGUUGACAAAGCUCUUGUCACGUAAACCAAACGUGGAGAUUAAGGAAAGUAUUGCUGAUCUUCCGUUGGAUAGAUUCCUUAAUUGCCCGUCAAGCUUGGAGGUUGAUCGAAGAAUUAGCAAUGCACUUUGCAGCGAUUCCGACGACCAUAGAGAUGAAGAUAUCGACCGUACAAUCAGUGUCAUACUUGGUAAAUGUAAAGACAUUUGCUCAGACAAUAACAAGAAAGCCAUUGGGAAGAAAUCAAUAUCUUUCCUUCUCAAGAAGAUGUUUAUUUGUUCAAGUGGGUUCACGCCAGCACCCAGUUUAAGAGAUACACUUCAAGAGUCAACAAUGGAGAAGCUUUUGAGAAUAAUGCUUCACAAGAAGAUGAACGACCCUCAAAAUUAUUCUCGGCCAUCAUCAAUGAAGAGAUAUAUAGAGGACAAAGAGAUGCUGAAGAGGGAAAAUGAUGAUGAAAGGCAGGAGAAGAGCAAUGGCGGAUGCAAAUGGGUUAAGACAGAUUCUGAAUAUAUUGUUCUAGAGAUAUAACUCUGCCUAGCUUCUAUCUGUCCUAUCAUUUCAAUAAAUUCAAGAUUCAAGUGUUUAUGCUUUGGGUUUAAGAAACUCAUCACAUAGUUGGGAUUGGAUUACCAAAACAUCAAGAAAACUUUUUAAUGGUGCCUCUUCAGAUAGUGCCUCUUUUUGUUUGACGGUGCUUCCCCUUUUUUUCACGCUUGUAUCUGUGGACACAGUACAACGCAUGCUAUAUAUGAGAUAUCGUCAAACGGAUUAAUUUCUGUAGUUUGAACUGACAAAGCCAGAAAUUAUCUACAUUUUUCAUCAUAUUUUUACAAUACUUUUUUCUUUUUCUUUUUUCUAUGUUGCUCUAUUUGCAAGAUAC